AUGAACAAUCCGGCCAAGUACUGCACAAGAGUAGGAGAUGUGCGUCCGGACUUCAUGGGUGGUACGGUGGUUUGUAAAUCCGAAAACAUACUGACGAAUGAGAAAAAGACUAUACUUGUGGAACACAUUAUUGCUGGGGCGGUAAAACUCCACACUGAGCGUCUCUCUGUGGAGCCGGUGAUGAAUAACGUUAUUGUACCCUUGUUGGGAGGAAUACUGUGCUCCUACUUCACAGUUCCCCCGUAUCACCACACCAGUGGUGUGUCUGGUGCCGACAUGAUUAUGUACGCUGCCGCAGGGCCGAUGGGCGGCGCCGCCGCCUGGGCGAGCACGUGUGCAGUAUUGAAAAGCAGGCGACCAUUCGUUGGUGUUUUGAAUAUUGAUCCCCGGAAUGCUGUGGCGACAGAUAAGAGUGUUCGUAUAGCUGCCCACGAGAUUGCGCAUGCUCUUGGUUUUGGGUAUGAUCAGAUGAAUGAACUGAAGAUGAUAUCCACUGUAAGAGGUGUGCGCGGAAAAAACUCCGUGCUGGUGGUGUCGUCACCAAAAACGAAGGAGAUGGCGCAGAGGCACUACAACUGCAACAAUAUAAAAGGUAUGGAGCUGGAGGACGAGGGAAAUUACGGCACAAGUGGUUCCCACUGGGAGCGGCGCAACGCGAGGGAUGAGCUGAUGUCUGGUAUUUCGGGUGCGAGUUAUUACACUGCGCUAACAAUGGCAGCGUUCGAGGACAUGAUGUUUUACAAGGCUCGUUGGGGAAUGGAGGAACAUAUGGGAUGGGGCCACAACUCGGGCUGCAAGCUGUUGGAAGAGAAAUGUUUGGUGAAUGGUGUCAGUACUUAUCCAGAUAUGUUCUGUAGCGAAGCCCCACAAAAACACCAGCCAGUAUGCACGUUUGAUCGUAUGUCUCUUGGAUCCUGCCAACGGGCAAAGUACACUCAAGCCUUGCCAAAACAGUUCCAGUACUUCGUGGACCCUACAGAGGGUGGUGAUCCUCAUUUGAUGGACUUUUGUCCACACGUUAACCCGUUCUCCAACGCCGGGUGUACCGACGGCCAGCCGUUGGCAACGCAUGGGAGCCGCAUUGGCCCGAACUCACGGUGCGUGAAGGGUGAGUCGCUCAAGCUUUCGUAUAUGUCUCUUGCUGAUAUCUGUGUGGACAUCUCGUGCAGUAAUGGGACUGUGAGCGUUCGGUUUGUGAAUGAUGAUACGUGGUAUCCGUGUCCUUCGGGCAGCUACCUUAGCCCGAAGAAAACAUUCAUAAGUGGGCGCAUUGUGUGCCCCAAGCGGUCGGAAGUGUGCACAGAUGUCAGCGAUGGCACUGCAACGACGGCCUUUCUUGCAGAUCUUUUGUUUCUUUCUGUGUUGAGUUUCGUAAUGUUGGCUCUUUGA
This is a messenger RNA of Trypanosoma grayi, 1389 nucleotides long. RefSeq names its product putative surface protease GP63. NCBI's taxonomy places the organism in Eukaryota, Euglenozoa, Kinetoplastea, Trypanosomatida, Trypanosomatidae. Gene Ontology annotation, molecular function: metalloendopeptidase activity. The transcript has a single exon. The record is from RefSeq and is a predicted model, not a curated record. Gene Ontology annotation, cellular component: membrane; cytoplasm. Bases 1 to 1389 code for a protein of 462 amino acids. Gene Ontology annotation, biological process: proteolysis; cell adhesion.